UUUCAUUUCAGGUUGAAGAGAAGAAGGAUCCGAAACAACGCUACUAUGAGCACCUUGAACUCCAGUUUAUUGCAGAAUGUGUCAUUUGUGCGCCCCGAAUACUUUUACAUCAGUGGAUUUUCUGGAAUACCUUUCGUCAAAUAUUACUUCAUAUUUUUAUUUGUUACCUAUUUCGUAGCUGUUUUUGGGAAUUCAUUUGUACUUAUCAUGAUACUGACAGACCGAAGUCUACACGUUCCUAAGUACAUGGCAAUCUUUAAUUUAGCUUUAGCAGACUUCGGUGAAACAAAUGCAUUGAUUCCCAACUUAAUUAAGACCUUUCUUUUUAAUUCACAGUACAUAUCCUACAACGCUUGUUUAGCAAACAUGUUUUUUGUUUUCUUCUUUAUCAGUGUACAGUCUUUAACUCUUGUUGUCCUGGCAUAUGACCGCUAUAUUGCUAUUCGCUUACCUUUAAGAUAUCAUGCCAUUGUGAAUAACUCCCUUAUGUCUGCAGCUUUAAUGGCAGUAUGGUCAUUUAGCACUGUUGUUGUUACCAUGAUGGUAAGUUUGAUCACCCGACUUUCCUUCUGUAAAACCAAUGAGGUAAAAAGCUAUUUUUGUGACCAUGGACCAAUUUAUACAACUGCUUGUAAUGACAAUACAGUAAAUUCAGUUAUGGCAAAACUUUGGACUGUACUAUUCAUCUAUGUACCAUUGAUUGCUGUAACCGUAUCUUAUAUAGGCAUUUUUCUUGAAUUAAGUAAAAUUACAACAUGGGAGGGACGGCUUAAAGCCCUGAAAACUUGUUUCUCUCAUAUGUUUUUAGUAGGAAUAUUUCUUUUCCCAAUUUUAAGUACAUAUAUUGCUGCAUUAACUUUUACUCUUCAUCCCAAUGCUAGAAUAAUCAAUACUUCACUAUCAAGUGCCAUUCCUCCCAUGGUAAAUCCCAUCAUUUAUGUCCUGAACACAAAAGAAUUCAAAGAUUUCAUAGUAAGAAUGCUCAAAAAGAGAUCCAAAGUAAUGGUCCAUGUUUUAGCAAAUGAAACCAACCUGUAA
This is a messenger RNA of Colossoma macropomum (tambaqui), 1038 nucleotides long. RefSeq names its product olfactory receptor 1-like. Gene Ontology annotation, biological process: G protein-coupled receptor signaling pathway. Gene Ontology annotation, cellular component: membrane. NCBI's taxonomy places the organism in Eukaryota, Metazoa, Chordata, Actinopteri, Characiformes, Serrasalmidae. Gene Ontology annotation, molecular function: olfactory receptor activity; G protein-coupled receptor activity. The transcript has a single exon. The record is from RefSeq and is a predicted model, not a curated record. The coding region runs from base 46 to 1038 and encodes 330 amino acids.